Molecule: messenger RNA, 2285 nt
Organism: Bubalus bubalis (water buffalo)
Lineage: Eukaryota; Metazoa; Chordata; Mammalia; Artiodactyla; Bovidae
Gene: SLC2A6
Product: solute carrier family 2 member 6
Exons: 10
Coding region: 97-1725 (542 amino acids)
Biological process (GO): transmembrane transport
Cellular component (GO): membrane
Molecular function (GO): transmembrane transporter activity
Source: RefSeq, a predicted model, not a curated record
GGCUCCGCCGGAUGCUUCCAUCCGCUGCGGCCAGAAGCGCCUCUGGACAGAGCUGCCCCGGCCACUCGCGGCGCACCCGGGCGGGAGGAGCCGGUCAUGCAGGAGCCGCUGCUGGGAGCCGAAGGCCGGGACUAUGACACCUUCCCCGAGAAGCCGCCCCCGUCACCAGGGGAGAGGACACGGGUCGGGGUCCUGCAGAACAAGAGAGUGUUCCUGGCUACCUUCGCUGCUGUGCUGGGCAAUUUCAGCUUCGGGUAUGCCCUGGUCUACACGUCCCCCGUCAUCCCCGCGCUGGAGCACUCCUCGGAUCCAAACCUGAAUCUGACCAAAACCCAGGCAUCCUGGUUCGGGUCCGUGUUCACCCUGGGUGCGGCGGCCGGGGGACUCAGUGCCAUGGUCCUCAAUGACCUCCUGGGCCGGAAACUCAGCAUCAUGUUCUCAGCUGUGCCCUCGGCAGCCGGCUAUGCGCUGAUGGCAGGCGCCCACGGCCUCUGGAUGCUGCUUCUGGGAAGGAUGCUGACGGGCUUCGCAGGGGGGCUCACAGCUGCCUGCAUCCCGGUGUACGUGUCUGAGAUUGCCCCCCCCAGCGUUCGCGGGGCCCUGGGUGCCACACCCCAGCUCAUGGCGGUGUUCGGGUCACUAUCCCUCUAUGCCCUUGGCCUGCUGCUGCCCUGGCGCUGGCUGGCCGUGGCCGGGGAGGGGCCGGUGCUCGUCAUGGUCCUGCUGCUCAGCUGCAUGCCCAACUCCCCUCGCUUCCUGCUCUCCAAGGGCAGGGACGCGGAGGCGCUGCAGGCGCUGGCCUGGCUGCGAGGGCCCGAUGCCGACACCCACUGGGAGUUCGAGCAGAUCCAGGACACCGUCAGGAGACAGAGGGAAGAAGGGAGCCUCCUACCUAGCCCCAGGCAGCCCAGGCCAGGGUGGCUCCAGCCGGAGGGGCCGGCACAGCCCCCCGCAGCGGCAGCCUCGUGUCUCCAGAGCAGCCACCUGUCGUGGGCCGAGGCCCGGGACCCCCACAUGUACCGCCCCAUUGCCAUCGCCCUGCUGAUGCGCUUCCUGCAGCAGCUGACGGGCAUCACGCCCAUCCUCGUCUACCUGCAGUCCAUCUUCGACAGCACCGCGGUCCUGCUGCCCCCCAAGGUUGACGCCGCCAUCGUGGGCGCCGUGAGGCUCCUGUCCGUGCUGAUCGCCGCCCUCACCAUGGACUUGGCCGGCCGGAAGGCCCUGCUCUUCGUCUCAGCGGCCGGCAUGUUUGCUGCCAACCUGACCCUGGGGCUGUACGUGCAUUUUGGUCCGAAGUCUCUGGCCCCCAACAGCACCGUGGGCCUGGAGCGCGAGGCCCUGGUGGGCACAGAGCAGCCCCUGGCCACGCCCACCAGCUACCUCACCCUGGUGCCCCUGCUGGCCACCAUGCUCUUCAUCAUGGGCUACGCCAUGGGCUGGGGCCCCAUCACCUGGCUCCUCAUGUCGGAGAUCCUGCCUCUGCGGGCCCGCGGCGUGGCCUCAGGGCUCUGCGUGCUGGUCAGCUGGCUCACCGCCUUUGCCCUCACCAAGUCCUUCCUGCUGGUGACGAAUGCCUUCGGCCUGCAGGCCCCCUUCUUCUUCUUCGCUGCCGUGUGCCUAGUGAACCUGGCCUUCACCGGCUGCUGCGUGCCCGAGACCAAGGGCCGGUCGCUGGAGCAGAUCGAGUCCUUCUUCCGCACCGGGAGGAGGUCCUUCCUGCACUAGGGAGUGGCCCCACUGGAGGGGGCCCUGCUGGAGAGGGCGGUGGAGCUGGGCUCUGGCCCCAAACCUGCACCCUGCAUCCAGGAGGCAGCAGCAACCCGCUGCCGACGGCCCAGGCACAGGAGGGCGGCCCAGAGGCCUGACAGCCCCCGGAACACGCGCGGGCCCUGGGCAGGCAGCACCGCCGUCCAGCGGCAUCACACACUCAUCCGCCGGACCUGCCGGCAGAGGCGGCCAUCACACGGCCUCGGGCCAGGGACAAGGCCUUGCUAGGAGACCUCGUGCUGAGAACAGACGGGGACGGUGCUGGUGGACUGGCUCUGCACAGGGACGCCGCCACCCCGUCUGGUGCUCCCAUUGCCUGGUGGUCGCACGGGGACCAGGACAGGAAGCUGCACCCGUGAGGCCUGUGGACACCACAGGGGACGCGCUGGACGCCCACCGGCCAGGACACGGGACCCAGCGUGGACUCUGCCUCCUACGCCCGCCCCGCUUCCGGGAACAGGAUGCGCUUGAGGGCGAGCUCUGUUCACCCUAUUUAUACCAAUAAAUGAGAGGAGGGA